AGAAAGAAAAGAAGCGUCGCCAGGCUGUGCUGUGGAACUUUAAGUAUUAUUGCAAUUGGAAUUUUGACUGGAAUUACACACAAGUCUGAUAAUGGCCAGUUACAAAGCUGUAUUUCGAGGUGUGGACUUGCAGUGCAAAGUGAAUAACCGUGCUCACCACACAGAAGAAAUAGGCACAGAGCGGCUGAUUGUGCGUCGAGGACAGCCCUUUUCUCUGCUCCUGCGCUGUACAGAUUCCCCUCCACUGCCUCCAAACCACCAGCUCACUCUGGUCCUCAACCUUGGUGCACAAGGGGAGAUGAUUGUGAGGGUAUCAGGUUCGAGAGUAGCUUAUGGGAAAUGGUGGUUUAGUCAGCAGACUGCUCAAAGUGAGGUGCUGCUGAGGGUCUAUAGCCCUGCCGAUGCGCCUGUGGGUCAGUACAGCGUUACCGUGCUCUUGCUCUCUUCUGAGGGACACGUCCUAGAGCAGAGCUCAUCUUAUUCCUUUUGCAUGCUCUUCAAUCCCUGGAAUAAAGGGGACUCUGUGUAUUUCCCUGAAGAACAGCUUCUGUCGGAGUACGUCCUAAAUGAGAAUGGUAUUCUGCACCAGGGCACAUGGGACCAAAUGACCAUUCUCCCCUGGAACUUUGGACAGUUUGAAAAAGGUGUGAUGGAUAUCUGCUUUGAGAUACUGGAUAACUCUCCUGCUGCCUUGAAAAACUCUGAGAUGGAUAUUACUAGAAGAGCAGACCCUGUUUAUGUUAGUAGGACAAUCACUGCAAUGGUAAAUGCAAAUGAUGACCGUGGAGUGAUAUCUGGGCGCUGGGAUGGUGAUUACAGUGAUGGUGUGACCCCUACACGGUGGACUGGAAGUGUUCCCAUCCUGAGACGCUGGAGUGAGGGAGGGGCUCAGCAGGUGCGCUAUGGCCAGUGUUGGGUUUUCUCCGCUGUUGCUUGCACAAUUCUUCGCUGUUUGGGCAUUCCAACUCGAUGUGUUACAAAUUACAGCUCAGCCCAUGACACUAAUGGUAACAUCAACGUGGACUGCCUGUAUAAUGAGAAGCUGGAGAGUGUAUCCGAGCGCAGGAAUGACUCGAUCUGGAAUUUCCAUUGUUGGGUAGAAUCCUGGAUGAGCAGAGAGGAUCUCCCAAAAGGUUAUGAUGGAUGGCAAGUACUUGACCCAACUCCACAGGAAAAGAGUGAUGGUGUAUACUGUUGUGGGCCAUGUCCAGUGAAGGCAGUGAGAGAGGGUGAGGUGGGGAUUAAAUACGAUGCACCGUUUGUCUUUUCGGAGGUGAACGCCGAUAUGGUCUACUGGAUUAUUCAUUCUGACGGGGAGAGAAGACGAGCAUUUGUAAACCACACAACUGUUGGAAGAAAUAUUAGCACCAAAAGUGUGUAUGGAGACUACAGAGAGGACAUCACUGCGAACUAUAAAUAUCCAGAAGGUUCCAUCAUGGAGCGUAAGGUCUAUGAGAAGGUAGGGAAACACGUAAUGAGACAAAAUGGACAGACUGGCAAGCUGGAGAUGUCUAUCAAGCAUGCUCAGGCCAUUCAUGGGACAGAUUUCGAUGUAAUUGUGGAGGUGAAUAAUGUUGGAGGAGAAGACAUGCCUGCUCAGCUCACCGUCACAUCAAAUGCGGUCACAUACAACAGUCUUCAUCGGGGAGAGUGUCAAAGAAAGACUACCAAACUCCUAGUGCCAGCACAGAAAGCUCAUAAAGAAGUGAUGAGGCUACGGUACGAUCACUAUGGAGCAUGUGUAUCAGAGCAUCACUUGAUCAGAGUCACAGCACUUCUCCAAACCACAGGCGAGCAAAAUACCAUUCUGCAUGAGGUCAACAUCCCCUUAAAAAUGCCCAUGCUCCAUAUAAAGAUGAUUGGAGAGGCAAUGGUAUCACACAAGCUGACAGCACGCAUCUCCUUCACAAACCCACUGCCUAUUACUUUGACAAGAGGGGUAUUUACAGUGGAGGGAGCGGGGCUAACAGCAGCACAGGAGAUCCAGGCUCCUGGUGAUAUUGGACCUGGCCAGGAGGUUGUAGUGAAAUUCUCCUUUAAACCCAUUCGAGCUGGACUGAGGAAGCUGCUGGUUGACUUUGACUCAGAUAGACUGAGAGACGUCAAGGGUGAAGCAACUGUAAUUGUUCAGAAGAAAAGAUAUGUCAAUGCUUAAACAACCAAGACAAACGGUUUAGUACAAUAUAGUUUAAGCAUAAAAUGAUAGCAACAGCUUUAAGAUAUGUUACGCUUACUUAUUAAUAUUAUAAUAUCUGCAUUUAUCAGGUUUUUAUUCCUUAAGCAUACUUGUAGUGUAUCAUAUUUAAUAAAAUCUUAAAUUAUAUUUGUUUUUGUAUAAAGCACAAGCAGUCUGUGGAGAUCUUAGUUUUAAGCUUAAACAGUAUGUAAGUAUCAUAUUAUAUUUUUAAAAGCAUAUUUUGCACUAUUUGUGUAAUUAAUAUUACUCAAUAACAUUUAUCACACACACACACACACACACACACACACAUAUUAUAAGGAUAUAAGAAAUACUCUGAACACAAUACAGUCAUUUGAAUUCUUUUUCUAUUGCAUUUUGCAUGAGUCUUAACAGUCCAUGAGCUCUGAUGAUUUCUGCACACCAACAAAUACACAUAUUAAGACUGCAGACGGAGCAUUGUGACAUGUAUUAUAUCUGUUGAUUAUGAGUGAUUAUACAUAAAUCAACACUUGCACUUGUACUUCUUUGAUCUUCUCUGUCUCUCUUCCUGACAUUUGCAAAAGCCUGUUCAAUUAUUUUUUUACUCUUUUGUG
Clarias gariepinus (North African catfish) is the source of this 2772-nucleotide messenger RNA. RefSeq names its product transglutaminase 2, like (gene tgm2l). Gene Ontology annotation, biological process: peptide cross-linking. The transcript has 13 exons. The record is from RefSeq and is a predicted model, not a curated record. The coding region runs from base 92 to 2155 and encodes 687 amino acids. Gene Ontology annotation, molecular function: protein-glutamine gamma-glutamyltransferase activity. NCBI's taxonomy places the organism in Eukaryota, Metazoa, Chordata, Actinopteri, Siluriformes, Clariidae.